AUGGCGACUUAUGAAACUGCUCAAGACCAAUUCGUCACUGUAGAUGGCAUCAAAUUCGCCUACCGCCGCUUCGGCUCAGAGCAUGGCGUGCCCCUCACGCUGUGCAUGCACUUUAGGGGAACGAUGGAUCAUUGGGACCCAGCUCUCAUAAACCCUAUUGCUGCCAAACGCCCUAUCAUUACAAUUGACAACGCCGGCGUAGGCCGCUCUGGGGGUGAAGUCCCCAAGCAAUUCGCCCAGUGGGCGCAGUAUUACAUUAACGUCCUGCGUGCAAUUGGCGUCAACAAAACCGAUGUACUCGGUUUCUCCAUGGGCGGGUGUGUCGCUCAGCUCGUUGCUCUGAACGGACAAGGUCUAGUCCGCCGUCUUAUCCUCUGCGGGACGAUGCCCAGCACCGGCGAGGGCACGGUAUCUGCACCUUCUCUCGAACCGUUCAAUCGCCUCAAGGCAGCCAAGACAGAAGAGGAGCAAAAAGACGCUUUCUUGAUGAGUAUGUUCAACACCUCUGACAAGAGCAGAGUCGCAGGCGAGGCAGCGUGGAAAAGAAUCACAGGCGCGAGGAAGGACAGGAGUGAUCAUGUUUCUCCAGCCAAUUCGCACCGACAAGGAAUUGCUUUUGCCAAGUUCAUGGACCCGAAGCAGGCCAAGGAUGCGUCUUAUAAUCGCCUUGAGGAGCUGCGUAUACCAGUUCUUAUCGCAAAUGGAAGCGAAGAUCUUUUGCUCCCGACGGAAAACAGUAUUGUGAUUUGGAAGAAGUUGAAGAACGCCCAGGCUCAGCUGCACCUAUACCCAGAUUCUGGGCAUGGCUUUCUCUGGCAGUAUGCGGAUCAGUUUUCUAAGCUUAUCAGCGUAUUUCUAGGUGAUGAACCUAGCUUAUCGAGUCGUCUUUAG
This is a messenger RNA of Fusarium sp. VM40, 891 nucleotides long. The record is from the annotation of a GenBank genome assembly. NCBI's taxonomy places the organism in Eukaryota, Fungi, Ascomycota, Sordariomycetes, Hypocreales, Nectriaceae.